GCAGUUGGUGUCUUGUCUUUCGCCCGCGUGCUUGUGGUGUUUACUGCUGAAACCACAUGUCAACUAAACCGUGGAGCACCACUAUCGGGUUUUUAACCAACUGUCACACUAGAGUUCGGAAGAUAACAGCCAGUAUUCAACUAGUAUUACUUUUCCAAACAUGUCGCCAUAGCAGUGAUUUUUUUUCUGGCGCGCAUCGCAAGCUUAGUGGCGAUUGCAUGGGCGUCUCUGUCUGUGUCUGCGUUGUCGACGUGCCUUCUUCCCUCCGGAACGAGGAGCGAAACCACGGUUGGUAGCAGUAACCCGAUGACAUCAGAAUAUCGAAACAGACUACAUGAAGGCUAACGCAUCGUCACCGUUUAUCCUUUGAGCCGAUCGCACGACUGGUGUCCGAUGCUGCCCGUGGGCGCAGAUGGGCAAGCUGCAGCGAAGAUAUUCUCUUGGUCCUCGCCCAGCGUCGGGACGCCGGCGUCAUCUAGAAGACGUAGCAGAGGAAAGAGCUUCCGGAAACUGAUUAUCGGAAUGAUACGAGAUUGGCUGAGACGCGCGGCAGUGGGAUAUCGCAUGACCGCAUCCGAUAGCGUGUGUGAAGAUCGUGACACUCGCUAGAGCUGUGAUUUAAACGCGGGUGGAAUAUCUACUUCUUAAUCUAAGUACCUGUUAGAAACGCAGUGCAUGCGAUCCACAAUGAAUAUCUAUGAGCAACGUGCAGGCUGAACGCAGAGUUGUAAUCGAGGUGUUGAUCUGACACAAAGCUAUUACUUUAUGCACACGCAUGGAGAGACAUUUGAGAUGUGUGACAUGGUGACCCGGCUCUGCGGUAUUGCUGGGGAGCAGUGAUUUCUGAUAGUCAUGCUUGCCUCGCCUUAUUUCGGUGACUGCUGUUGUUCCGCGAUGUGCUUGAUUGUGUGCGUGCUGACGGAAGCCUAGAAUCGCACGAAAGUCGCAAGAAAGGGAUCGCCGACGUUUUCUCAAAGAUGAGAUAUUGUUAGGUCCGUUGCUGUGCGUACAUUAGCGGUCUUACACGUUGGGGAAUACAUGUGGACAUUGCAAGUGUGUAUAACGAGUGCAUGCUACGGAAUUCCUAUUGGCACCAAGAUUUUUAUACCGGUUCCUUAUAUAAGUUGAAAAAUUCAAGGAGUAAUCACAAUGGUUCGCUUAGCCAUCCUAGAAGAACGGCAUAGCCACAAAAUGAAGCUGAUAGAGACAGACGGGAAGGUAAACAAUUGGAUCGACGCCACCGAGCCGGAAACGGGCAACUGGAUGAAGUUCGUGAGAAGCGCUAAAGCUGUGGAGGAACAGAACGUGAUGGCUGUCCAGGUGGAAUCACAGGUCUAUUACAAAGCAAUAAAGGACAUAGAAGCUGGCGAAGAGAUGUUGCUGUACGAGAGAGAUGCUGUCUACCCAGGGAGUGAGCUGGAGAACCUACCCGUAGAUGAAGACGACAAUACGUACCAGUGCGCAUGUGGCGAGAUUUUCUGCUCAAAGGUGGCCCUGCGCAAGCAUGAAGCGUAUGACUGCGACAACAAUGAUGCCAUCUACCACAGCAGAAGAGAGUCGCACCCCAGUCAGAUGGAUAGUGGUGAUUGCCAGCCCGAGUUCCAGUGCAUGGACUGUGAGGUGGAUUUUCCUGAUGAGGAAAGGUAUGAGGAACACAUGAAAGCCCACAGUAGCGAGCGCGAGUACGAGUGCGACAUAUGCUCACGGUCCUUCAACUGGAAGUCAAACUUCAUCCGUCACCAGGGGUCACACAUGGAGUCUCAAGGUUUCGCCUGCGAGAACUGUGACAAGGCAGGUUGCCUUUCCUGUGAUUCUACUUCCGAUUCGAUGGUAUUCACUGACGCUAGUAAUCUGCAGAGGCACAUCCGCACGCAGCAUGUGGGAGCGCGCUCGCAUACAUGUCUGGAAUGUGGCAAGGCGUUUGCCACGUCCAGUGGACUGAAGCAACACACUCACAUACACAGCAGCGUGAAACCUUUCCAGUGUGAGGUGUGUCUGAAGGCAUACACACAGUUCUCCAAUCUCUGUCGUCACAAGCGCAUGCAUGCUGACUGCCGCACCCGCAUCAAGUGCAAAGACUGCGGCCAGUCCUUCUCCACGGUGACGUCGCUUAGCAAGCACAAGCGCUUCUGUGAGGGGGCGCUGCGCCAUGGACUUCCGCCAUACUUCCCCGGCGUUCCAUCGUCUGAGAAGUCUCCGAUUGGUGGGCCACCCUCUACAUCACAUCCCUACCCUAAUCUUUAUGGGAUCCGUCCAAACUUUCCCCUGUUCCCAAUGGGUUAUCCGUUCAUGCCACCUCACAUGCUACAUUUCCCAUCACCGUUGGCCUCACCACCGCAGUUUAUCAAGCCAGCAACGUCUACCCUUAGCCCAGGAAGCGAGGAUGAGCGAAGCAGUCAGCAACUGAAGGUCAUGAAACAGGAGCGGCAAGGAAGCGAUGGAUCUGACGUCAGCGAGCUGUCAUAUCUGAGCUCUCCAGGUGGCAGCAGUGUAGUCACCAGCGAGGGAUCUGAUGGCGAUAGCGAGAUUGAGCCGCGGGAAAGGAGGGUCGACGACAUGAUGCCCGCACCGCUGCUAACGCAGGCCCUGCUACAGAAACGAUCUGCCUGGGCGAGCAUUACAUCCACGCCUCAUUCUGGCAAUGGUCGCUUGUCACCGCACAGGAGAGACGGGGGCAGCCCACCGGAAUCUGAGGAAUCUCCCCUUGAUCUGAGUGUGAAGAAGCCGUCCUUCUCUCAGGAGCAACACAAGACGCACAUCUUUGGGAGCAAGCAUUUGAACGUAGAGGAGGCACUCCCUGUGAAGCCGGUCGCUCCUCCUCCGCAGCCUCCGGCAGCUCGCUCAUCGGUCGAACAGUUUCUGAGGCCGGAGAGCAGCCAGACGGUCGCACCCAGCAUGUCCAUUCCCAGUCUGUCCCCUGGUGGUCUGGCUGGACUUCAGUUCCCGGGCAGGUUCCCGUUUGCACCGCGGUUCCCUUUUCCCAACCCGGCACUGAUGAACAUCAACAACAUCAACUUGGAGAUGCUGCGCAAACAGUUUGAGAUUAACAGACCACCGAUGAUGUCAGAUGCGAUGCGUUUUCCUGAAAGGCCCAUGCAGUUUCCGCCCUAUGCCAUAAAUGGCGCUAAGCAGAAGGAGCGUUACGCCUGCAAGUAUUGCGGCAAGAUUUUCCCGCGGUCAGCUAACCUCACUCGUCACCUGCGCACUCACACGGGGGAGCAGCCCUACAAGUGCAAGUACUGCGAGCGAUCGUUCAGCAUCUCCUCCAAUCUACAGCGCCACGUCAGGAACAUCCACAACAAGGAGAAGCCGUUCAAGUGUCCGCUGUGUGAUCGCUGCUUUGGCCAGCAGACGAAUCUUGACCGGCAUCUGAAGAAGCACGAGACGGAGGGUUCGGAUUUCGCAGGCACCUCGCCCGACUCAAACCUCGACGAGAAAGACGAGAGCUAUUUCACGGAAAUUCGCAACUUCAUCGGCAAGGUGACGGAGAAGGACCAGGAGGCACACAGUAAUCUCGACACAAACUUCUCACUCACUGACCAGAUCGAGAAGAAAGCCUUAAUUAACCGCAUGUCUAGUCCCGAGAGAGAUACCGAGACGAUGUCAGUCGACACUAACUCGAAUAACGAGGAUGAAGAAGUGGGACGAGCUGCAAAACGAUCUCGAACUGAUGAGAGCGAUGAAAAAUCCACGAACCAGCCGUUGCUACCUGACCGCAGAGAUGAUGAUCACUCGUUACUAACAGGAUCAGUAGAACUGCGUCCCAGUCCUAUUGGCAAGGCAGUCCCGGACAGCAAUGCAGCAACAGAACCGCUCAGCCACAGCAACAACCACUCCACCGAGAAGCCUCGCCUACAACAGCUGAAGGGUUGUGGGUCAAUUUACGAACUCGUUGGCAAGGCAACAGCUUGCACUAUCUGCCAGAAAGAGUUCGCCUCAACAGCAAAGCUAUAUGUCCAUCUGCGAGACAUGCAUAAUGAUCUGUGUAAGCCAUACCAAUUCUACGAUGGCGUUGCCUCCAAGCUGAGGAAUGGUACUGACAGCAUACAGAAUGGAAUUGCCAAUAAGGAAGUUAGUGCAUAACAAUGCCAGUGGGCAAAACGCUAUUCAGUGGAAUUGAGCGCGACUUUUAAUACCCGAUAGCUGCACAUGCUUCAUUUUAGUAUAUUUUGUCAGGAAAAAAUAAGAUUAUCAUUAUGUGAAUGCAGUGCACCUAUUGCACCCACCAAUGAACGAUGUGCGUGUGCGUGUGUGUGUUUGUGUGCGUGCGUGCGUGCGUGCGUGCGUGCGUGUGUGUGUAUAUACGCGUGAAUGUUUACUUGUUUGACGGCAUUUCACUAAUCGAUCCUGAUUAUGUACCAUGUUUUGGGGCGAGGGGGUUUUUCAGGGCGAAGUCUACACUAUAAUGUUAAGUAGCGUAAUCGAGAUCGAGGUGAUUGCCAAACCUCACACAUACGUGCAGUUAGCUCCCUUUUUAACUUCAUCCCCUCUGUUUGUCUCAGAGCAUUUGCCACAUUUCGUUUACUGUGGUUUAAAAAAAUCUACUUCGGUGAAAAAAUGGCCUUUUACACGCAACGAAUAUUAAUAUCUCGUCGUACCUUUUUUAGGAAGGAGAGCACACAUCAUCACAGUUUUAUCAGUUGUCCAGUUGGUAAAAGGUCUAGUCUAUCAUAAUCACCGCAUUUCGUUCAUUGGCUACGCACGUCAUUCUGUCAUUCUGUUCCUUCAUUAUAUAGGUUAUAUCGGUUAUAUAGUCUUAUAUUCGUAACAAUAGCAUUCAAGGUCCUGUAUACUGUAGUUGUAUGUAUUGUGUUGGACCAGGUUGUUGUGUUCAACAAUAUGACCUUGUAAUUCUCGUGACAGACGCGUCAGAAUUUAAUAGCGAUAGUUUUGUUUAUUAUUCAGUAUUGAUAUAUAGGUCAUAUAGAAAUCAGUUUGCAUACCAUUUUACGCAUGGAAAUUGUUUGCAAUCAUAUGAAUCUGGUUUGCCACUGUUAUUAUGUCAGAUGAACAUUAAUAUAUCGUUCACAUACGUGAAGGUGGAUACUGUCAACUCUUGUUUGAAGCGACCGCCGUGUUGCAUUGUAUGUUCUCAUAUAAUAAUUAAUAGAUUACGUCUCACGAUCAUAAUAUUGCUGGACCGAGUUCACACGCCAGUCGUUUUUAUGUGUAUAGAUAUAUUCAUGAAGAUAUAAUGCUUAGUUGUUUGUGAGGUUAAUUACUUAUAUCGCGGAUCCACUAUGCCGAUGUUGUAUACACGAUAUUUAUGUACUGGUGUUGCACAUGACCAUUGUAUAUUUCCUUGUCGUUUUUCUGGUUUAAUAUAUAAAUCAUAAUAUUUAUGCCAUGUCAGCUUUGUUACCAAUUCAUUGUAAGUCACUUGGAAAAUAUAUUGUUAAUCAAUAUUUAAA
Messenger RNA from Priapulus caudatus, 5411 nucleotides. RefSeq names its product PR domain zinc finger protein 16-like. NCBI's taxonomy places the organism in Eukaryota, Metazoa, Priapulida, Priapulimorpha, Priapulimorphida, Priapulidae. The coding region runs from base 1150 to 4083 and encodes 977 amino acids. Gene Ontology annotation, molecular function: RNA polymerase II cis-regulatory region sequence-specific DNA binding; protein binding; DNA-binding transcription activator activity, RNA polymerase II-specific. The transcript has 7 exons. Gene Ontology annotation, biological process: regulation of transcription by RNA polymerase II. The record is from RefSeq and is a predicted model, not a curated record. Gene Ontology annotation, cellular component: nucleus.